Molecule: messenger RNA, 1029 nt
Organism: Toxoplasma gondii ME49
Lineage: Eukaryota; Apicomplexa; Conoidasida; Eucoccidiorida; Sarcocystidae
Exons: 2
Coding region: 1-552 (183 amino acids)
Source: RefSeq, a predicted model, not a curated record
AUGGUUAGCGAUAAGACUCCUUGCUUCAAGAAGGAUAGCAGAGGCGUCUACCAUCUUGGUGGCCGAACCAGACAGAUACGCACUUUCUUUUCUAAAGGUCGACAGUUCAAUGGUGCGGGUGCGCCAAACAUAGGGAUGACCGAGGCCGGUCACCCGUGGAUGUCGCGUUCGCCCGGUCGAACAAUAUUGACGGUGUUGUCCGUACACCCCAGAGGCAUCUGCUACUUACACCGUGAGUGUACGAGGCAUGAACGAUAUAACACUCUGCGCCCCGUUGUCAUAACACUGUUACGAGACAGAGACAUAGUGCUCCCUUUGCGCCAGCAUGUUCAAGUUCAACACGUGCACCUUUCUGAAAAACUUCGGGGGUAUGUCCUAGCCACCUUUGGGCAGCAGACUAACGUAAUGCGUGCUUCGUGGGAUCGAUCGACAGGUCGUUCGCAAAAGCAAAACCCACAUAGUUGCGCGUUCAGGCAGAAGAUUCGGUCCACACAGUGUCGGGGAGCAAACCAGGCCGCAUCGUUGUAUGCAUCCAGCCGGUCAUGCUUCUGAACAUCGUUCUGCGAUCGCAUUGAAUUUUUUGGUGAAUGUAGUCUCGGGUUAGCGCACUUAAUGAGACACUCAGCCGGAGAAGGAUAACCAACUGGUUCUAUCACAUACAAAAUCCGACGUGCAAGGCAAAACGGAAGAGGGACUGCCGUUGGAUAUAUGCCCAGCUGCGAUUGAGAACCAAUUGAACCUAAGAGAGGGUGCAAACAGCACCACAAGUGGUGAGGGAGCUGAGAAACGGCGGCACAGGAGGCUACAGCAGCAAUACGUUUAAUCCAGAAAGUUCUCGUACCCGUGCAGCUUCUCGUAAUUCGGGCCUUGAUCAAGACGAGGGCUAUCUCCGUUCCGUUCUCGAAUAUGGAGGUAAACAAGUGAUUUCCAGCUUAAAUCAGGUAAUAAACCCGUGGUCGGAUUAUGCCACAAGCUACACAAAACCCAAACUACGUGCAAAUUGCUCCCAGCAACGCACUUGUCGCACAG